This is a messenger RNA of Cynocephalus volans (Philippine flying lemur), 744 nucleotides long. RefSeq names its product ring finger protein 182 (gene RNF182). Gene Ontology annotation, biological process: protein ubiquitination. The transcript has a single exon. Gene Ontology annotation, cellular component: cytoplasm. Lineage: Eukaryota; Metazoa; Chordata; Mammalia; Dermoptera; Cynocephalidae. Gene Ontology annotation, molecular function: ubiquitin-protein transferase activity. The record is from RefSeq and is a predicted model, not a curated record. The coding region runs from base 1 to 744 and encodes 247 amino acids.
AUGGCUAGCCAGCCACCUGAAGACGCUGCAGAGUCCCCGGUCUCCGAUGAGCUGGAGUGCAAGAUCUGUUAUAAUCGAUACAAUCUGAAACAGAGGAAACCCAAAGUGCUGGAGUGUUGUCAUAGGGUUUGUGCCAAAUGCCUGUACAAGAUCAUAGACUUUGGGGACUCCCCACAAGGUGUCAUUGUCUGUCCCUUCUGCAGAUUUGAGACAUGCCUGCCAGAUGAUGAGGUUAGUACCCUGCCCGAUGACAACAACAUCCUCAUCAACUUGACUUGUGGAGGCAAAGGAAAGAAAUCCCUGCCAGAGAACCCCACCGAGCUGCUACUGACCCCCAAGAGGCUGGCCUCUCUUGUCAGUCCUUCUCACACGUCUUCCAACUGCCUGGUUAUAACCAUCAUGGAGGUGCAGAGAGAGAGCUCCCCGUCGCUGAGCUCCACUCCAGUGGUGGAAUUUUAUAGGCCUGCCAGUUUUGACUCUGUCACCACUGUGUCACACAACUGGACUGUGUGGAACUGUACGUCCCUGCUGUUUCAGACAUCCAUCCAGGUGUUAGUGUGGUUGCUGUGUUUGCUGUACUUCAGCUCCUUACCCUUAGGGAUUUACUUACUGGUAUCUAAGAAAGUCACCCUUGGGGUCGUCUUUGUCAGCCUGGUCCCUUCGAGCCUGGUUAUUCUUAUGGUGUAUGGGUUUUGCCAAUGCGUUUGUCAUGAAUUUCUAGACUGUAUGGCACCUCCUUCUUAA